This is a messenger RNA of Olea europaea var. sylvestris, 3783 nucleotides long. RefSeq names its product protein CHROMATIN REMODELING 35-like. The transcript is spliced from 7 exons. The coding region runs from base 121 to 3501 and encodes 1126 amino acids. The record is from RefSeq and is a predicted model, not a curated record. NCBI's taxonomy places the organism in Eukaryota, Viridiplantae, Streptophyta, Magnoliopsida, Lamiales, Oleaceae. Gene Ontology annotation, biological process: gene silencing by siRNA-directed DNA methylation. Gene Ontology annotation, molecular function: ATP binding; ATP-dependent chromatin remodeler activity.
CUCCAAAUUCCACCAAAAAGAAACCCAUCUACCAAAAAAAUCCCAAUAGAAACCCUUAUAUUUUCAUCUGCUUUUUCCAUUCUUUGAGUUGGGUGCUAUUAAAGUUGAUCAGUGGUCCAAAUGGAGGAAGCAGACGGUUCCAGUGGAUUGUGUGACAAAAACCGGAAAAGGUUACAUGCUGAUGAAGGAAGUGGGCACAGCCAUGCAGCAGUCGAUUCUGGUUGGCAUUGUGAAACUAAUUUGCGAGGCCAAGAAACUAGUUUUAUGGUUGUAGGUCGGUCUGAUCCCUUGUCCAUCAACAAUUUGGCAAAAGAUUUGGAUGCUGGCAAUUUUGGAAGCGUAAGUAAAUAUAUGAGGGAGCUUCUUGUGCAGAAGAAGCAGGCAUUAGAUGCUCGCUAUACAAUGGAUCCUGUACUUCCAUAUAAAUGUUCAGUUGUACAGAAUAAAGAGGUACCACAGGCUACUGGACUAGCUCCUACCGUUGUCAUUAACUUAGAGGAUGAUGAUGAUGAUGAUGAUGGAAGUAGUGCUGCUGUCAAACAGUUUGUUCCAUCUGCACAGCUCCUCUCUUCGUCUGAGCCUGUUUUUAUCGAUUUGGACGAUGAAGAAGAAAUAAGUGAGAAUCAUUUAUGUUCCUACCGAGGAUUUGAGUUGAAGAAGUCUGUUGACAACCUACUUAUGGAGGACUUUGUGGAAAGGGACGAUAUUAAAACUCAACAUUCUAGAGGAGAUGGAUAUCCUGCUGGUGAAUAUGAAUUCUUUAACAAUCCGUUGCAGGAACGGGACGAUAUUGAAACUCAACAUUCUAGAGGAGAUGGAUAUCUUGCUAGUGAAUAUGAACUCGUUAACAAUCAGUUGCAGGAACUGGACCAUAUUGAACCUCAAAGUUCAAGAGGCGAUGCAUGUUUUACUGGUGAUAAUGAAAUGAUUAAUAAUCAGUUUCUGGAAGGGGGCUAUGUAGAAACUCAAAGUUUUAGAGGAGAUGGAUAUCAUGCAGGUAAAAAUGAACUAAUUAACAAUCACCUGCAGAAAUGUGGCUAUGUCGAAACUCAAAGUUCUAGAGGAGAUGGAUAUCUUGCUGGUGAAAAGAAACUGAUUAACAAUCAGUUGCAGGAACGGGAAUACGUUGAAACUCAAAGUUCAAGAGGAGAUGCAUAUUUUGCUGAUAAAAAUGAAUUGAUUAACAAUCAGUUGCAGGAAAGGGACUAUGUUCUAACUCAAAAUUCAAGAGGAGAUCCAUAUAUCGAUGGCGCAAAUGAACAUAUUAACAAUCAGUUGCAAGAAAUGAACCAUGUUGAAAUUCAAUGUUCAAGAGGAGACACAUAUAUUGCUGGUGAAAAUGAACUGAUUAACAAUCAGUUGCAGGAACCGGACAAUGUUGAAACUCAAAGUUCAAGAGGAGAUGCAUAUCUUUCUGGUGAAAAUGAACUGAUUAAUGAUAAAGGUGUAUAUGUCGGCACAGAGGACGACUUCGAAAUCAAGGAAGGGGAUAGACAGUCAGACACCUCUUCUGAUUGUCUGGCUGGUAUUUGGAAUGAGAUGACAGUUGCAUUAGAGUGUUCAAAGGAUUUUGCUGCAGAUCCUCUAUUGGAUGAAAGUGAAGCUGAGACCAGAGGAGACUGCGAACAUUCCUUUAUAAUGAAAGAUGAUAUCGGUGAGGUUUGCCGCAUAUGUGGAAUCAUAGGGAGAAGGAUUGAUACAAUUAUUGAGUACAAUUUCUCGAAGGGUACGAAGAGUACAAGAACUUACAGAUAUGAAGGACGGACUACCAAUGACCUGGACCAAACUGGAAUCCUUCCUGAUGGGUUUAAACCAUCUGCUACUGAUUUCUCUGUUGUUGACAUUUACCCACAUCCACGGCACAGAAGGGAGAUGAAGCCCCAUCAAGUUGAGGGAUUUAAUUUUCUUGCAAGCAAUCUGAUGACGGAUAAUCCGGGUGGAUGUAUUAUGGCUCAUGCACCUGGUUCGGGAAAAACCUUCAUGAUAAUCAGUUUCCUCCAGAGCUUCAUGGCCAAAUAUCCAUUUGCAAGACCACUUGUUGUGCUACCAAGGGGGAUUUUGGCAACCUGGAAGAAAGAGUUCCUUAGAUGGCAAGUGGAAGACUUGCCUCUAUACGAUUUGUACUCGGUUAAAGCAGAUAGCAGAUCUCAACAACUGCAAGUUUUAAGUGAUUGGGCAAAGGAGAGGAGCAUUUUGUUCUUGGGGUAUAAGCAGUUCUCUUCCAUUGUGUGUGACAGUGGUAAUGGCCAAGCUGCUAUAUCUUGCCAAGAGAUAUUGCUGAAGUGUCCUACUAUUCUAAUUCUGGAUGAAGGGCACACUCCAAGAAACCAGGACACGGAUAUUUUGACCUCCCUCGAGAACGUUCAGACACCGUUAAAGGUGGUUCUCUCUGGAACACUGUACCAAAACUAUGUCAAAGAAGUCUUCAAUAUUCUAAAUCUGGUUCGUCCUAGGUUUCUGAAACUGGAGACUUCUAAAGCAAUCAAAAGGCGAAUCUUGAGCAGGGCAGAAAUUUCAAGUACAAGGAGCUUGCCGAAAAAGGUCACAGAAAAUGAUUUCUAUGAUUUAAUAGAGCACACAAUAUCAAAAGAUGCUAACUUAAUGAGGAAGAUGACUGUAAUACGAGAUCUGAGGGAAAUGACAAGAAAAGUUUUACACUACUACAAGGGAGACAACUUGGAUGAACUUCCAGGUCUCGUUGAUUUCUCUGUCUUUCUUCAGCUCAGCCCCAAGCAACAAACUGAAGUUCAAGAGCUUAGAAACAUAGGCAGAAAGUUCAAAAUAAAUUCAGAAGGAAGUGCAAUUUAUGUUCAUCCACGGUUGAAGAAUUUCUCAAAGAAUUCUGGGGUGAGAGACAGAGUUGAUGAGGAGAAAGUUGAUUCAAUUUUGAAGAAACUUGAUCUGAGAGAAGGUGUGAAGGCAAAAUUCUAUCUGAAUCUUCUCCAGCUUUGUGAAUCUAGUGGUGAGAAGCUUUUGGUCUUCAGUCAGUAUCUCCUGCCUCUUAAAUUCUUGCAGAGACUUAGUGUAAAAGUGAAGGGUUAUCGUCUUGGCAAGGAAAUGUUCAUGAUAACUGGCGAUUCAAAUUCUGAGACGAGGGAGACUUCUAUGGAGAGAUUCAACAAUUCAUCAGAUGCUCGUGUGUUCUUUGGUUCGAUCAAAGCCUGCGGUGAAGGGAUAUCUCUUGUCGGGGCUUCGCGUAUUAUUAUAUUGGACGUUCAUUUGAACCCAUCAGUAACCCGCCAAGCAAUAGGACGUGCAUUUCGACCUGGCCAGAUGAAGAAGGUAUACACAUACAGAUUGGUUGCUUCCAACUCGCCAGAAGAGGAUGAUCACAUAACAUGCUUUAAAAAGGAAUCCCUUGCAAAGAUGUGGUUCGAAUGGGAUGAAUAUAAUAGGCACCAAAAUUUUGAAAUGGAGACUAUAAAUGUGAAAGAUUGUGGGGAUUUGUUUUUGGAAAGUGAACAACUGAAUGAAGAUGUCAUUGUUCUCUUCAAAAGGUAAAUGAUGACAAAAUUCUGAGGUUCAUCGAGGAAUAGUCUAUCCUGGUCAUGGAACUCGAGAUGAAUUUCUUUGCCACAGAAAUUGUCGAAUUGAUCUUGGAAAGGUAGAAGGUUGCAACUGAGAAUGAGAUCACUUCAGUUUCUACAUCUUUGAAUUUUCUUGUUUCGUUCUGUGCAGCAGGCUGGACAUAAUCUAAAGCAGAUGCUGUGAAUACAAACUUCAGAUUAUAUGUUUGCAAGCUACUUCAUAUUAACUUGCUUAUAGAGUUUUCUUAUAUUAUUU